UCCACGACCGUAAUGUUGUGAGACACAUUGUGCGGAUUUCAGUACCAAUGGAAGUUGAUGGCAUUUUGUACGAAACUCUCCACCCACUCUCCGCCGCCGGCACCACCACCACCGCCGACGACGACUUACCUCCGUCGUUGUCGUCCUCCGACGAACAUGAACCCUACGUUGUAUUCCGGAACCAGAUUUCACUAUCAACUAUCCAGUGUCCCUCACCGGAAACUGCCGCGCCUGAUUACUUUUCACUCGACCUCGAUGGAGACGCCGCCGACCUGAAUACCAGCUCUGUUUCGACGCCGGUACCAUCUGCUACUCCUUUGCCGGAUAAGGAAGUAGAGAGAGGACUUGAAGGCAAUUGGUUUCGUGCUAAUUGUCGGUUUAAGAGUCCCAUGCUCCAGCUUCACCAAGAGAUAAUAGAUUUUUGUGAGUUUUUAUCACCUACACUGGAGGAGCAAGCAUCUCGUAAUGAAGCAAUAGAAUGUGUUUUUAAUGUUAUUAAAUAUAUCUGGCCCAACUGCAAGCCAGAGGUUUUCGGAUCAUUCAAGACAGGGCUUUAUCUUCCCACUAGUGAUGUUGAUCUGGUGAUUUUAGGGUCAGAAAUUAGAAGUCCUCAAAUUGGGUUACAAGCUCUUUCCAGAGCUCUCUCACAGAAAGGAGUUGCGAAGAAGAUACAGGUGAUUUCAAAGGCUCGUGUGCCAAUAAUAAAAUUUGUGGAGAAGAAAAGUGGCAUUUCAUUUGACAUAAGCUUUGAUGUGGAAAAUGGACCCAAAGCUGCUGAAUUUAUUAAGGAUGCUAUGUCUAGCUGGCCUCCUCUUCGACCAUUAUGCUUGAUUUUGAAAGUGUUCUUGCAACAGAGAGAGUUAAAUGAGGUUUAUACUGGUGGGAUUGGAUCCUAUGCAUUGCUUGUAAUGCUCAUAGCAAUGUUGCAGAAUCAUCGAAAUGGCCAGGCUUCUGCGGAGGAGAAUUUGGGAAUUCUUUUGGUUAAUUUCUUUGAUAUUUAUGGACGCAAACUAAAUACAUCAGAUGUUGGUGUAUCUUGUAAUGGAGAAGGUACCUUCUUCCUGAAGAGUAGGAAAGGGUUCUCAAUUAAAGGAAAGCAAUCUCUUAUCUCCAUUGAGGAUCCACAGACACCAGAAAAUGACAUAGGCAAGAGCUCCUUCAAUUAUUUUCAGGUCAGAUCUGCUUUUUCAAUGGCUUUCACAACAUUGACAAAUGCAAAAGCCAUAUUUGCCCUUGGUUCCAACAGGAGUAUUCUUGGCACAAUAAUUAGACCAGAUGAAGUACUAGUGGAAAGGAAAGGAGGAUCUAAUGGGGAAGUGACUUUUAAUAACUUGCUCCCAGGCGCUGGGGAGGGACUGCUGCAGUAUGGUGAUCAGCAGGAGAUCUACUGUAACUGGCAAUUAAAUGAUGACGAAGAAGCACUCCCCCAAGGAAAUGGGAUUGCAGAGGACGGUGAUGCUCAAUCCUCAGGAAAGAAGAGGAAGUCGUCAAAGGAUAAACAGCCUGCUAAGAAGGUGAAGGAAAACGGGCAUAGCAGUAGUGUCAGAGAUGAAGAAAAUUCAUCGAGGAAAGAGAAGAGUUCGAAGAAGCAUUGGAAACAUAAUAGAUGGUGAUAAAAAACAACAUCAAUAUAUAUAGUGGUAAGAAUUCACCCUACUUGGAUGCCUCUACCUGAUAUUUAACCUAUUAUACUGACUUAUCAAUGGAGAUGCAGCAUUUAUACACUGCAACUCCAUUGAGUUUCCGAGAUACCUGUUUCUCUAGUAGACUGAAUUGACAGUAUUUAUAUGGGAAGUUCUUUAGCUAGUGGUAGCUACAAUGUCGACGUGUCAGCUUCCGUAUCAGGUGAAAUUGCAUUGGAAUUUCAUCUUCAGUGUUGUAAAAUGCCAAUUUUGACAAGAGUGCAACUGCUGCUGUAAUUCGAAAGGAAAAAACUGUUGUAAGACUAUUCUUUU
Solanum verrucosum is the source of this 1955-nucleotide messenger RNA. RefSeq lists its product as uncharacterized. The transcript is spliced from 13 exons. Bases 48 to 1613 code for a protein of 521 amino acids. Gene Ontology annotation, cellular component: nucleolus; TRAMP complex. Lineage: Eukaryota; Viridiplantae; Streptophyta; Magnoliopsida; Solanales; Solanaceae. Gene Ontology annotation, molecular function: poly(A) RNA polymerase activity; mRNA binding. The record is from RefSeq and is a predicted model, not a curated record. Gene Ontology annotation, biological process: RNA 3'-end processing.